AUGGCUGCUGGUCAGCCUAUCUCUAACGACACAGUGACUCUCAAAGAGCUCGACCUACGAUGCACAACCUUUGAUUGUCCUCCUCUGAGCUUCGACCUUGAAGAGCUCAUAUCUGAGAACACUCCAUCGACACCACCACUCACUGCUACUCAACAAUUCUUCGACUUUGACAACUUCCUCAACCUUGAAGCGAAAGAUCGACCUACAGUAGGUGGCAAGUCGUACUGGCCUGGUCAAAAUGAUCUGCCGAGUCCUAUUGACCUCGAGGCAUCUUCAAUAGAGGAGGGUCAAUUUGUGUCGCUGGAAGAAGAUGAUAGCAUCAUCGAGAGUGAAUACACGCCUGAGGACGAAGUAGAUGAGUCUGGAUCAGACACUGGCUCGAUAGACCUGCUCCAGAACACAUCCACAGAUCAUCACAUAUCCAAGGGUGGAAAACGUCUAUCGUCAUUCACGUCAGAGGAGGAGGAAGAGGAAGAAGUCAACGAGUCAGAGGCUGAACCUGAUAUGAUGAUUGAGGAGGAAGCUGAAGAUAAGAAUUCUUAUCACGUCCCAAUCGGCGGCAAGCAUCCGUCUGACAACCAGGAUCAGUACAGCACGGAAUACUCUAAGGAUUAUGUCACAGCAUUCAAGGCUACCAAGACCAUUUCGAAAGCAGGCAAACCUCUGGGUAUUCACAAGAAACCCAUCCCUGCAAACAUCAGCAAGUGGAUUCGCAAUAACGUCUCACUGGUUUUGAGCUACUUGCAAGCCCUUGACGAUGGCAAAGAAGCAGACUUCGACGGGGAGAAGUACAAAGUCGAUGUCAAGAUUACCAAGACUCAAUUCUCACCUCUAACCGAGUUCGAUCCAGAGACCCUGCAACCAACUCAGAGCAACACCCUCAACGUUAUCAAGGACUCCUCUUUAUCACGCACAACCUGGUCCGGCCGCACCGCCACAAAAGGUCUCCUCUCCUCCUCCUCCCCCUCCAACAAAGAAAACCACCCCAACCCCCACCUCCCUACCAACCCCGACGAACUCCAAGACUUCGUCGAACCAGACUUCGACCUAGCCUACAGCAUCGACCACACAACCACAAACCCUGACACCAAACAUCGUCUCGCGGUCCCCUACCCAGCCCCACAAUCCCUCCUCAACGCCUCCAAACGAAAAUACGCCGACAACGUCCGCGAAUCACACCGUCUCGCUGCCCAGGGCGUCCCAGAGAAACAGCGGCGUAUCCCAUGGACGAUCUUCGAGGACGACCAGGUGAUCAAGCAUAUGCUUGAGAUUAAAGACGAUCCGACGGUCCCCAAGACAGAAGCACGAUUUGAGGAGGUUGCGAGGCGAAUGGAGAAUGAUGGGUUGGAGCCACGGUCUAAGACUGCGGUCAAGAAUAUGUGGUGUCGGGUUGGGAGGGGUCGGUCCGGAUACGAUGAGAGGAAGGGGGUGAGACGGGAUGCGCGGUUUGCGGUCAAUCACUGGAAGGCUGCGGCUGAUAGUCCUCGGAAGCGGACGGGUAAGGUUAAGGGUGGGAAGAAGGUUGUCAAGGUUGUUGACUCUGAUGAGGAGUAA
This is a messenger RNA of Lithohypha guttulata, 1554 nucleotides long. RefSeq lists its product as uncharacterized. The record is from RefSeq and is a predicted model, not a curated record. NCBI's taxonomy places the organism in Eukaryota, Fungi, Ascomycota, Eurotiomycetes, Chaetothyriales, Trichomeriaceae. The transcript is spliced from 2 exons. Bases 1 to 1554 code for a protein of 517 amino acids.